UAAUGACGUCAGACGUGGUAAACAGUCUCGAAUUCAUGCUGCUCGCGAUGGCCUGGAGUUAAAACGGUUAGACGUGCCUGUUGUUGCUGUACUAAAACCGAAAUGGCGGAAAUUAACUGCAAGGCUUUGUAUUCUUACGAUGGUUCAGGCGGGGGCGAGAUCACAACAUUGCAGUUUGACCCUGGUGAUGUCAUCAAAUUAUUAUUCUCGGGUGAGAAUGGUUGGUGGGAGGGUGAGAUCGGGGAUAAACGAGGGUGGUUCCCCGCAUCUUAUGUUUCGAAAUUAGAGGAUGAAGAAGCUCUUCCAGCUGGCUGGGAAGCAAUAUCAACACCUAAUGGAGAAAAAUAUUACGUCAACACAAAAACAAAUGAAACAACCUGGGAAAUUCCAAAAAAUGAAAUAUCCAACACCACAACUAAUAAUGGAAACGAUAUUGGAUUACAUUUGGAAUUAUCUUCUGUUAUUAAAAAGAAAGAAGUUGAACUCAAUUUAAAGGAUUCCCCUGCCCCCCAAUGUACGGGGUCAGAACCAUCAACCCCAGCCCCUAAGUCCUCGUCACCCAUAACCCCGCGAUCGAAAACUCAACCCAGCACUCCACAAACCAAAGCUUCACCCGCACCCUUGCGGGCGAGAACCCCAUCCACCCCAACGACACCCAACCAGACCAACGGGCAUGGAAACAGACCAAGAAUACGAAUGGUGAACGGGAUUUCAUUUCCAGAUGAAAAGGAAGCAAAAGAACAAACUUUGCUGCAACCUGGCAAAUACAGCUACUGUGAUUACUUCUGGGGUGACAAGGUUGAGAACCACACGGUACAAACUGGUUUCUGUAUUUUAUAUCAGAAGAUGUUAAAAGAAAAACAAAUUUCAAAAGAGAUGGCUGAUCUAUUUAAGCAAAGAGAAGCGCUGGAGACACAAUAUUCAAAAGGAUUAUCCGCAAUCGCCAACAGUGUAUUAGCCGCACAAGAAGAAGGAACCUUGGGAGAGACUUGGAAACAAGUUAAACAAGCAACUUUACAGGAAGCAAAAAUACAUCUAGAUUUCGCAAACAAAAUUCGACUUCAAGUAGAGAAGCCUUUGUUAGAUCAUAAAGAAGGAGGAAAGAAGGAAUUUAAAAAACUUGAAGCGGAUGUUGCAGAGUUAAGAAAACAAGUCCAACUUAAAUAUCUAGCAGCAGAGAGAGCGAAACAUAUGCUGCUUGAAAGGACAAAAGAUUUAGAAGGAAAAAUGAAUUCAACAAAACAUACAAAGGAAGACGUUCAAAAAGCCAGAAGGAAAUCAACAAAACAUGGUGAAGAACUUUCUCAUUCGAUCGAACUUUACAACCACGCGCGCCAACAAUGGUUUGAAGAGAUGGUGACGUCAUCGGUUACCAUGGAAACCCAUGAAGCGAAACGAAUUAACGCCAUAAAGGAUAUUCUGACGAAAUACACGAAGUUGUUGCAAGACACAAACACGAAAUGCCAAAAGGCAUGUGACGUCAUCAACCAGAAUGUCGCUAAAACAGACGCCGACAAAGACCGCGAACUCUGGGUGUCGAAAAACCAGACCGGGAAAGUGCGACCAGUUGACCUGAUCAUUUAAACUAUUGCUCUCUUGUUUUUGUUUUCCUUUUUCUUUUAUUUUUAUGCGGUGAUGACGUCAUAGCUUAAGUUUCAUCCUGAAUCAUUGUGUAAAUAUGUAAUCUAUGCACCGUCAUGUAUCAAGCACGCUUCGCUCCGAAGCAAGUUUCAAACACGAGGUUCACACGUCACAGUGAGCUUCACUACGUCAUAAGCAUAAUUACUAUGUCAUAAUCCAAUGUAGCUUUUACCCUGCGUGCCUUGUAUUAUUUCUUACAGUAUUUCAUCCUAUAUUAGGUCACUUUGACAUGCCUAGUUUUUAGCAUACGCUACAAGCGCUGAUAUUUAUUCGUUGCAAACCUGUAAAUGCCGUUUACCAGUUUCAUGCGACAUUUUUUUGUAAAUUAUGCUUCCUAUCCUACGGCUCACCAACCUAUUUUAUCAUGUUACGUCAUAAUAUCAUUGCGUCAUUAUCUUCUGACGUCAUACACUGCCACGUAGCUUCGCACAUCGCCACUUAAGUGUUUUAUCUGUUUCACAACCAUUUGAUCAGUAGCGUCAUCUACCGGGCUUUUAAUCUACAUUGCUUUGCCGCUUUCACGCCGUAUUGUUAAUACUUGUUACAACAAGCACUUGUUAUUUUCAA
Molecule: messenger RNA, 2208 nt
Organism: Ciona intestinalis (vase tunicate)
Lineage: Eukaryota; Metazoa; Chordata; Ascidiacea; Phlebobranchia; Cionidae
Source: RefSeq, a predicted model, not a curated record